Messenger RNA from Sclerotinia sclerotiorum 1980 UF-70, 4056 nucleotides. RefSeq lists its product with no specific name. The transcript is spliced from 4 exons. Bases 1 to 4056 code for a protein of 1351 amino acids. The record is from RefSeq and is a predicted model, not a curated record. NCBI's taxonomy places the organism in Eukaryota, Fungi, Ascomycota, Leotiomycetes, Helotiales, Sclerotiniaceae.
AUGUUAGACAUCCGGAAAGAACUCAGAACAGUCCAUCGGGACAGACGCAAGAAUAUAGGAAAACUUGUUGAUGGUAAAUGGGUUUGGGGUAAGUGGCAUAAACUUUCAGCACGCACGGGAUUCACUUCUAGCUCCUCUAUCAAAUAUCAACAAAGUAACGCACCAUCCUCCCCCACACAAAAUUCAGUUAUUUCUAAUGAACUUACAACUGAGCUCACAACCAACCUCGAGAAUAUUGUGAUUUCUGGUCAGCAGCAAGACAGUAUUCCCCUUGAUUUAUCAAUCUUAAUCAUGGGUAAAAAACGUCAUCAACGUGGAAAUCGAAGCAUCUCAAGUGGAGGUCCUUCAUCAACAGGAACACCGCGACCAAAUCCUCCACCGAGCUUCCUCAAUUCUAUUGAUACACUUGUCGCAACACCAAGUUUCCUUGAUUCUGUCCCAUCACCUUUUCAAGCUGCUGUUACUUCUCCUCCUGUACAAGCUCUCAGGGAUGUCAACGUUCUUGAUUUUCCUACUACUGAACGCGUUGAAGAUAGCCCAUUUAUGUAUUCACCAAAACUAUCAUCAGAUGGAGAGGGAAUGGUUGAGAAGCCUAAGCCAAGCAGCAUUGUUGAUAAACCAGCUGGAGACAAGUCAUCCAGUCUCGUAGUUGACAAGGAAGCUGAUGAAGCAAGAACUCUCCAGAAUAUUAGGUAUUCGGAGUGGAAUAUGGAACCUGAGCCUCAACUCUCUGCCCAAGAAACCCGAACUUUUACCAAAAACGUUCAGCCUCGUCCUAAAGAAGCUCAAUAUUACCUCAAAGGUCGUCUUGGCAAAGGUGCACUUUGUAUUAACACUAACUUCCCACCAGAUAAAAAAGUCCCUGGAGCAACCACACGAAAAAAUAAUAUCGAGUAUUCUCAUUCGAGCCAAGUCAAAAAAGACACUUCAGCCAUUACAAAGCCCACCUCGAAUGUCAAUUCACAUUCCGGACAACCACAAAAGCUACAGUCUUUACCUUUCAAGUCAAAUAAUCAAAUGCCAGAAAGGUCUCGUCGUCAAAAAUACGAGACAAUCAAGGUUGAUACAUUGCCAAAGGAGCUUCAAGAACAUGGUGCUCCAGUCCUCCACUUAAGUACCCCACCUGCCAUAAAGGCCUACAGAGAAAGAUAUUUACCUUCAAUUCAAACUGGUUCUCCACCCUCUAAUAAAUUGAAGACAACUGGUGGAUCAGCAUUGGAAUUGUCAGCGCCAAAAAUGGGAACUGCUCUAUUGACUUUAUCGCCAAAGAGAUUAUUCUCAGCACAACCCACUGACCCGGUACCAGCAGAAGCAAAUAAUGGACUUAUGCUCCGAACAAACCAUCCAUCCGUUACCGACCCUGGAAAAUAUGGAUCAUUCCAGACACCAGGUGCCGUGCCAUACAACUUGACCCCUUCUCCUGCUGGUAGCGUGCAAGAAAAAGAUUACUACAAGCCUUAUCAUGGUCGUUCACCAUCCCGCUUCGACAGCGGUGUUAAUAUCGCUGAUUCUCCUCACAUUUCGGUAAAUAAGGCAGCUCCAACUUCAAUAACUAAAAGCAUUUCUCCAGUAUCUAGAGCUUACAGUGUUGAUACGGCAACUCUAGCCGACGAAGAAAUGAAAAACACAGGCAACCAGGCACACAACUCAACCAUCAACAACCACGCGACUUCUGCAAUCCUCGGAGCUCGAAAUCCCGACACGCACGCUGCAGCUAACGGGGGGAUGAGGGAAAUAGUUGAUUUGACUGAGGAGUCACCCGUGAUAAAUAGUGGAGCUUCUCCAGCCUUAAGCAGUCCCGAUGCACAAAGCCAGACCGACGAAGGCAUGCCGGAUGUACUUGAGGUGAAAGAACAGAUCAGGAACUCAAUUAACUCAAUUGGAAAAACCUCGGAUAUGGUAACCUAUACGAAUUCGCUAAUCCCCAGAGCUCGCGGCUCCAAUUCUCAUGUUAGAAUUCCAUCUUCCAAUUUCUGCGAGGGCCAUCUCCCGUCGCAGAUCGGCUCAGUUCCAGAGCGGGCGCGAGAUUUAACAUAUUCCUCAGACUCAGACUCAGAACCAGAGCCAGAGCCAGGAUCUGAGGCUGAGGGUGAGCCUGAAGCUGGAGUUUUGCUGGAUGGAAGCAGGGUCGAACAGCGGCAAAUAAUAGAUUUGACGUUGUCUCCAACGCCCAUGUCGAAGCUCGACGGUUCGCCAGAGUAUGACCACCCGGUCUGUCUUGAGCAAAUUGUCGAUGAGGACACUGGCGCCAAUCUUGCUGGAAGAGACGGAUUCAUCGCACAGGGCCAUCAUUUCCACAAUCGUGAUGGACGCGCCCCCUCUCCAGAACAUUUAGACUCCAUGUCAAGCGGAAGAAUCCCUGCGCAAAAUAUGUGCGACUCAUCUGAGGAGAUCAGUUCUCCGACCGAGAACCAAUCCGGCGACUCUCUAGAUCAAUUUGAAGUAGCUACACCACUAGAGCAAAACAGAUCGAAUGCCAGAUCUCCACACGGCAAAUCUCUAGAAGAUAACGAUGCUCAUGAUGAGAGAAGCCCUGUACCAUCGAAACCAUCUGCUGAGGGCGCUACAGUCAAUGAUAUGAUCGUAUCUAUCGAGUCUGACACAUCUUUGGAGGUCGAAGCAUCUGCCAAAGGAGACGCGAUGGAAGUUGAUGGAUCUGCUGAGGCUGGCCCCUCCUUCGAGAUCGCCGCAGCUGCUGAAGGUGAUGCUAUGGAUCUCGACGAACAACUCAGCUCUGAUCUCUCCGAUGUCCCUAGCGAUACUGAGUUGGGCCCUUUCAAGGAAGAAAGUGACAGAUUCAUGAGUGGAAAAGAGGUACAACAGGCAGUACUUGACGCCCUAACGGUUUCUGUUUUCCCAAAAUCACCACCGUCAAGCAUGGUCGAUGAUAAGAAAGCUUUUGAGUUGGCAAAGGGUGGAGCAUAUUUUACUCUGUCAUACGACCUCUUUAGUGCCGUUCCCAAGGAAGUCUACGACCAGAUUUGGAAGGAUGAACACGUCCGUCCAAAGAUUAGCUUGUCGGUUAACCCUCCUAGAUGGAUUCGUCCUCUUGAUCCUACGAUCAAACACCCAGCCAAGGCGGAUCCUAGCUCUACUGAGAUAAUGAAGGUUGAUCGAUAUUUUGCAAUCAGUAAUAUCAAGAAGCGAGCUAUCCGUAAUAAUACAAAUCCAUACGCUCGUUUGUUCACUGCCAAGAACCCAGCCGGCAUCCUUUUCUAUGGAACUGAAAAAUACCUUGAAGCUAUGAAAGUCGCACUUGCGGAUGCUUAUCAGGCCAACGAGUGUGUGAUGAUGAAAGGCCGAAGAUGGAAGCAUUUGAUCGGGAUGCACAAACGUGCUUUGGGUGAGGAAUAUAGUAAUUGUCUUGAUGGGUUGAGGAAGUUCAAUACUGUUGUUAGGAGAAGAGAUUGGAAUGUUGAAGGUGCGCCGGUGGCUAAGGUAUCCUCUCCUAUGGUUGAUACAAAGAUCCCUGCCAAGGUUGCGUCCAAAGAAGUAUCGUGUAAAUCGAAGGAGAAGGAGAUUGCUGUUGAAGAUGACGUCAAAGAGGAGUCUGGUGGUUUGAGCGAUGGCGAUCCACCCUACUACGAGGCCUCAUCCAAGUCCAAGGGGAGGGAGGUUGCUGUUGAGGAUGACGCUGUAGAGAAAUCCGACGAUUUAAGCGACGGUGACCCACCAGAUUACUCCGAGGAAAAGGAUGACGAGGACGAUGAAGACUACGUUGAGAGUCGUUCCCAUCAUCGCCGGCGUGGUCCCAAAUUCUUCGUCCAACCACCCACUCCUCGUAAGAAGCGUACCUCUGCAUUUAUCGCCCGUUCAACUUCUCGUCACUUUUCAUCUGACGAUGAGAUGGGAGUCAAUGGAGGUAGAAGUGCAACCGACACUAACGCAAUAGAAUCUGGUGAUGAAUUACCUAGAGGUCGUUCACUUUACCGAGCUGGUUCCGUUCCAGCACUAGGUCCUAUUAAGAGUAUCCCAAAGGGAGCUAAGCGACUCAUGGUUGAAGUCGAUAAGAGUUCAAGCCCCAAUACGCCUAAGGAUUAUUUCGAGACACCUUGA